CUGUUCAACACAACACUUCAGAGGAAGACAAAGACAGAAGUACAAACAGUGAGCUGUCAGUGAAGAAAGAUGGCUUCCAUUAAACGAAUGCUUUAUGACACACUGGAUGACCUGGAAAAAGACAAUUUCAAGAGAUUUAAGAGCUUCUUAAGAGAAGAUGGACCUAUUCCUGCUUCUGUAUUGGAGAAGGCUGAGGCAACAGACACAGUGAAUCAGAUGCUGGAUCGUUUUGGACCAGAAAGAGCUGUAAAGAUCACACUUCAUAUCCUGAAAAAGAUUAACCAGAACAAUCUUGCUGAACAGUUAGAGAACAAGCACAAGGAAGCCUUUUUUACGGAGGAUUUAAUGCUGCAGAAAUGCUUGCAAAUUCACAAAACCAACAUGAAGAAGAACACAAAGUGUAUUUUUGAGGGCAACAAAGACAUUGACACAGAUCUCGAGACUGUUUACACAGAGCUGUUCAUUACAGAGGGAGAGAUGGAAGAUGUCAAUCAUGAACAUGAGAUUCUUAAGAUUGAUGAAGCUUUCAAGAACAGAAAAACACAGGACAAACAAUUCAAAUGCAAUGAUAUUUUUACUGAACUGAGGAAAAAUAAAGAGGAGAGGAUUGUGCUGACCAAGGGAGUCGCUGGCAUCGGAAAAACUGUCUCUGUGCACAAGUUCAUCCUGGACUGGGCAGAAGGAAAAACCAAUCAGGAUAUAGAGUGUGUGUUCCUGCUUCCAUUCAGAGAGAUCAACGUAAUUAAAGACAGAGAGGUCAAUCUCCAUGAGUUUCUGCUGAAAUUUUAUCCUGAAUUGAAAAACCUGGAGAAAUCAAAGUUAUAUAAGGAAUGUAAGCUAGCGUUUAUAUUUGAUGGACUUGAUGAGAGUCGCCUGCCAUUGAACUUUAAAAGUGAAACACUGGACACUGUUGAGGAAAGAGCAUCUGUAGAUGUGCUGUUUACAAGUCUGGUCAAAAGGAAGCUGCUUCCAUCAGCUCUUGUCUGGGUGACCUCACGACCAGCAGCAGCCAAUCAGAUCCCUCCACGGUAUGUGGGUUUGUUCACAGAGGUGCGAGGAUUCACAGACCAACAGAAGGAGCAGUACUUCAGAAAGAGAAUCAAAGAUGAGACUCAAGCCUCCAGAAUCAUCUCACAGAUUAAGACGUCUCAUAGUCUCUACAUCAUGUGCCACAUUCCUGUCUUCAGCUGGAUCACAGCCACAGUACUUCAGGAUAUUCUCAUCAAGAACAAUACAGAGAACAUAAGCAUAACACUCACUGAAAUGUACAUUCACUUCCUGCGGAUACAGAUGAACAUGAAGAAUCAGAAGUAUGAUGAACAAGAAAGAGAACAUUCAGAGCACUUAAAAUUAAACAGAGAGCUGAUUUUGAAGUUAGCUAAGCUAGCAUUUGAACAGCUGAAGAAGGAAAACAUUGUGUUCUAUGAGAAAGAUCUAAAAGAAUGUGGUAUUAAUGUGAGUAAAGACACUGAGUUCACAGGAAUGAUCGCUGAGAUCUUUAAGAAGGAAGAUGGACUUUAUAAGACAAAGGUCUUCUGCUUUGUGCAUCUGAGUGUUCAAGAGUUCCUCGCUGCAUUGCAUGUGUUCAUCUGCUACCUGAACAAGAACAGACAUGAGCUUCAGUUUUUCUUUGAAGAUUCACAAAAUACAGCCAGAAAAAAGUGUCAGAUCUUCUCAAGAAUUUUCAAAUUUCAUGACUUAAUAAAGAGAGCCACUGAUAAAGCAAUGCAGAGUAAGAGAGGACACCUGGACCUGUUCCUGCGGUUUCUGAUGGGAAUUUCACUGGAAUCCAGUCAGAACCUACUCAAAGGCCUGAUCACACACACUAAAGACACCACAGAGAGCAUCACACAAACAACUGAACACAUUAAAGAAUUACUGAAACAGGACAUCUCAGAUGAAACUUCAGUCAACCUAUUCUACUGCUUACUUGAGCUGAAAGAUAAUUCAUUAUAUGAGGAAAUCCAGAGUUACCUUAGUUCAGAUGAACAUCCAGGAAGAGACCUCUCAUCUUCAAUGUGCACAGUGUUGACCUACAUACUGCUGAUGUCAGAGAAAGUGCUGGAUGAGUUCAACCCAAAGAGGUUCACGUCAUCAUCUUCAAACUACAAGAAACUCAUUCCAGCUCUGAGGUGCUGCAGAAAAGCCCUAUUUGACGGCUGUGAUCUUAAUGUAACAUGCUGUGAAACUGUGUCUUCUGCUCUACAAUCAUCAAACUCUCAUCUGACGGAGCUGGACCUGAGUAACAAUGACCUGCAUGAUUCAGGAGUGAAGCUGCUUUCUGAGGGACUGAAGAGUUCAAACUGUCAGCUGAACAUACUGAGGCUAUGUGGAUGUAAUCUCACUGCUCAGUCCUGUGAAAGUUUGUCUUCAGCUAUACAAUCUUCAAAUUCCCAUCUAAAUGUGCUGGAGCUGAGUAACAAUGAUCUACAGGAUUCAGGAGUGAAGCUGCUUUCUGAAGGUCUGAAGAGUACAAACUCUAAGCUGGAGAUGCUGAGAUUGUCCUUAUGUAGUCUCACUGCUCAGUCUUGUGAGAGUUUGUCAUCAGUUUUACAAUCAUCAAGCACCUUUCUGAGAGAGCUGGACCUGAGUAACAACGAUCUGCAGGAUUCUGGAGUGAAGCUUCUUUCUGAUGGACUGAAGAGUCCAAGCUCUAAGCUGGAGAUACUGAGGUUGUCUGGCUGUAUGGUGACAGAGGAAGGAUUUUCUUAUGUCUCUUCAGUUCUGACUUCACACCCCUCACAUUUGAGAGAGCUGGAUCUAAGCUAUAAUCACCCUGGAGAUUCAGAAAAACUGGAUAAAAUCAAUGUGGAUCAUGGAGGAGAAUCCAGGAUUACAGCAGGACUACAGAAAUAUGCCUGUUUUCUCACACUGGAUCCAAACACAGCAAGCACUGAUCUCAUUCUGUCUGAGGAGAACAGAAAGGUGGCACGUGUGCAAGAGAAACUGUCGUAUCCUGAUCAUCCAGACAGAUUUAAUAAGUGUCAUCAGGUGUUGUGUAGAGAGAGUGUGUGUGAACGCUGUUACUGGGAGAUUGAGUGGAAUGGAGAUAAAUGUGUGUUUAUAUCAGUGUCAUAUGAGAGAAUCAACAGGAAGGUAGAUGAGGAGUGUGUGUUUGGAUGUAAUGAUCAGUCCUGGAGUUUGAUCUGCACUCCUGACAGUUAUUCAUUCAAACACAAUAACAUAGAGGCUGAUCUCUCUGUGAAGCCUAUUAGCAGAAGAAUAGGAGUGUAUGUGGAUCACAGAGCAGGAACUCUGUCCUUCUACAGCAUCUCUGAAACAAUGAGAUGCACAAUCCACACAGUCCAGACCACAUUCACUCAGCCGCUCUAUCCUGGGUUUGGUUUUUUUUCUUAUGGAUCAUCAGUUACACUGUGUUGAUGAAUCAGAAGAGAUUGACAAGAGAUUCUACUCAUAAUGCUUUUAGCUGCAUGAUAAAUCAGUAACAGUGAGAUGUUAGUCUCUUCAUGACAUUAAUACUGUGGCUGACUUUCUGUCAUUGAAAUAACAGACAGAAUAAAUGUAUCAGAAAUCCUCUUAUAGACAGUAAGAUCAGUUUGUGUGUGUGUCUUCAUUUGUGUUUUUAUUUUAGUUUGUAUUAUUUCUAUCAAACUUUAUUUUCAACUGAAAAGUUCUUCAUGGACCAUGUUUGUGAAAAGUACAUGUAAUACAUUUUUCUCUGUUUUUUUUUCUUCAUAAAUAAUACAACAUGGUGAGAAAUGAACUUGAGAUCAGAAUUGAAUUGAACUGAUGUUUGUAUCAUGAAUAUAAUCAAUUCCUCACAAGAGGAGAGUUUCUGACAUUAUAAAAUAAAACAUUCAUCAUAGCAUUUAAUAAAAUAUAUUGUAACUACAGAAAAGCUGUACUCAA
Messenger RNA from Carassius auratus (goldfish), 3870 nucleotides. Its product is annotated as NACHT, LRR and PYD domains-containing protein 12-like. NCBI's taxonomy places the organism in Eukaryota, Metazoa, Chordata, Actinopteri, Cypriniformes, Cyprinidae. Gene Ontology annotation, molecular function: protein binding. The transcript is spliced from 9 exons. Bases 70 to 3381 code for a protein of 1103 amino acids. The record is from RefSeq and is a predicted model, not a curated record.